UUCUCUACCACUCAGCUCACUGUUUCAGUAGCCAUGGAAACUCCUUUACUCCUUUUGCUUUUGUCGGCUUUCUUACUUUCCAUAUCAAAUAUUUGCUUGGGAAAGGAUAUCGAUUUAAUUUCAAGAACGCAAUUUCUGAAAGAUGGGGAUACCAUCAUCUCAAAAGGUGGGAAAUUUGAGAUGGGAUUUUUUAGCCCCACCAAUUCCCCAAACCGUUACGUAGGAAUCUGGUACAAACAAAUUCCUGUUCAGACAGUGGUUUGGGUUGCAAACAGAGAUGCUCCACUUGCCAAAACAUCAUCUUCAACAGUCUUGAAGAUCACCAAGCUGGGAGGCCAACUUGCACUUGUCGGAGACAAGGGUCAGGCUGUUUGGUCUGUGAAAACAUCAAGAUCCGUGCAAAAUCCGGUUGCAGAGUUGUUGGAUUCAGGGAACCUGGUGGUGAGAGAUGCAGAAGAUGAAAAGCCAGAGAAUUUUAUUUGGCAAAGUUUUGAUCAUCCAACUGAUCAUUGGUUACCUGGGAUGAAGUUUGGGUGGAAUAUAGAGACUGGCCAUGAAGUCUUUUUUACAGCUUGGAAGGGUGAAAAUGACCCAGCUUCAGGCCAAUAUACAAUGCACCUGGAUCCGACUGGAUAUCCACAACUUAUUAUCAACAAUGGAACAACUGAGGUUUUAAGCUUAGGUCCAUGGAAUGGUUUGCGCUUUAGUGCAACAUCAGUAGAUCCGAGCAGCAGUAGAGGAAUCCCCCGCAUCAAUGGCCCACAUGGAGUGGUUAUAAAUAAAAAGGAGGUUUAUGCUUGGUAUAAUCUCAGCAAUGAUUUGGGUUUAUUUAGAUUUGUUGUUACAAGCAAUGGUAUUCUGAAAUUAUGGGUAUGGGAAGAUGAGAUGAAGCAGUGGGUGAGUAAUCGUGGCCAACCAUCAGAUACUUGUGGCACAUAUGGUUUAUGUGGUGGAAAUGGUGUCUGCAACAUAUAUGAAUUUCGUAUUUGUGUAUGUUUAGACACAUUUUUGCCUAAUAAUAAUGCCAUAGCCACAGAAAGUAUGUCACAAGGAUGCCACAGGAGAAAACCCCUGAGUUGCCACAAUAAUGGAUCUUCAUCGGAUGGAUUCCUCAAAUAUUCUGAUAUCAAAUUGCCAGAUUCAAAGCACUCUUGGUAUAAUGAAUCUAUGAGCCUUCAAGAGUGCGAACAAGUUUGCUUGAGGAAUUGCUCUUGCAUGGCUUAUUCCACUCUCAAUAUAACUAAUGGAGGAAGUGGGUGUUUGAUUUGGUAUGAUGAUUUGGUUGAUAUGAGAACCGUAUACAAUGGGCAAGAUUUGUACAUCAGACUGGCUUCUUCUGAAAUACCAGGGUUAAAACCAGAACCACAUCAUUCAAGCUUAUUGGGGAGGAAAAUAAAAAUCCUUGUGCUUUGUUUGUCGAUGCUUGUUGUAAUAGUUCUUGCUGGGGUGUCUCUUUUCUUGUAUAUUUGCAAAUCAAAAAGGAAAGAUCAAAAGUUGAAGGAAGAAUUUGAGCUACCUGUAUUCGAUUGGUCAACAGUAUCAAGAGCUACAAAUAAUUUCUCAGAGAUGAACAAAUUAGGCCAAGGUGGAUUUGGAGCUGUGUACAAGGGUGUAAUGGAUGGGAGAGAAGAAAUAGCUGUGAAGAGGCUAUCAAAGAAUUCCAAACAAGGACUUGAGGAAUUCAAAAAUGAAGUUAUUUGUAUUGCCAAAUUGCAACAUAGGAAUCUUGUCAAGCUUUUGGGAUGCUGCAUUAGUGGGGAAGAAAAAAUCUUGAUCUAUGAAUACAUGCCGAACAAAAGUUUGAACUUUUUCAUAUUUGAUCAAACAAAGAAAAAGUUGCUUGAUUGGCCAAAACGCUUCAACAUAAUUAAUGGAGUUGCGCGAGGGUUAUUAUAUCUCCAUCAAGAUUCUCGACUAAGAAUAAUCCAUAGAGAUCUCAAAGCCAGUAAUGUUUUGCUUGAUACUGAUUUGAACCCAAAGAUAUCAGACUUUGGCUUGGCUAGGAGUAUAGUAGAAAAUUCAACGGGAGAUAACACAAACCGAGUUGCUGGAACACAUGGGUAUAUAUCUCCUGAAUAUGCAACACAUGGGAUCUUCUCAGUUAAAUCAGAUGUGUUUAGCUUUGGUGUUUUAAUACUAGAGAUAGUUUGUGGCAAGAGAAAUAGCAAAUUUUCGAAUGAAGAUCAAUAUGAGACCCUUCCUGGGCAUGUAUGGAAGUUUUUUAGAGAAGGAGAAUCACUCACACUAGUUGAUGAGCAUAUAUCUGAUUCAUAUGAUGUAGCUCAAGUCUUAAGGUCAAUUCACGUCGGUCUUUUAUGUGUUCAACAAUCUCCUGAAGAUAGACCAAACAUGUCUUCUGUUGUUCAAAUGUUGGUUAAUGACGUUGUGUUGUCACAACCUAAAGAGCCUGGCUUCUUCGUUAGCAGGAGGGUUGCUGUUAACUCAGAGAGUUCUUCAGGCAAACAUGCAACAAGUUCCCUCAAUGAAGUCACAAUGUCAUCAUUGGAUCCUCGUUGAUUAAUGCAUAACUUAGAAUCCUAAAAUUCGCUCAGAAUGCAUAAACUCAUAUGACAAAAACGUAAGUUGUGAAAAAUGUAUGAUAUGUUGAAUUGAUGCUUAUAAAUUUGAAAUGCAUCCAGACAUUAUUGUUAAGAAAUGUGAACAUUAUUAUUUAUGUA
Molecule: messenger RNA, 2678 nt
Organism: Ipomoea nil (Japanese morning glory)
Lineage: Eukaryota; Viridiplantae; Streptophyta; Magnoliopsida; Solanales; Convolvulaceae
Product: G-type lectin S-receptor-like serine/threonine-protein kinase At4g27290
Exons: 6
Coding region: 34-2517 (827 amino acids)
Biological process (GO): recognition of pollen; protein phosphorylation
Molecular function (GO): protein serine/threonine kinase activity; ATP binding
Source: RefSeq, a predicted model, not a curated record